AUGCACCCGGGAGCAACGGGCAGUCCACGCAUUGUCCUGCCUCAUCCGGCUUCGGGAUUUCCCUAUCAAGCAUUUUUAUCAAAGUCAGAUCGUCAAGGUCCCGAUCCGUACAGACCGCGACAGCUCCCUGUGCCCAAGAGCCCCACGUCGCGGAACACUGCAAUGGGCCGGCCACGCGCCACUUCCAGCGUCGCGCCCACGCCGGCCGGAAGGAGCGAUUUUAGCUUGGCACACUCGCAUGCGACGCCGGGCUCAGGACACGCUUCCGACUCCGCCGGUCCAUCCAGUAUGCCUCACGCCUUUGCCUCUGCGAUGUCCAGCAAACAACAGCAAAGCUUCGUCAGCAAGUUGUAUGCGUGAGUUGCUGAUGAGAUCUCGCUUUAACGCUCUCGCAUGGCUGUGAGCUCUGACAGGGCAUGAAUAUUCCAGAAUGCUUGAGGACCGUUCGAUCAGCGAUAUGAUCGAUUGGAUACCUGAUGGAACGGCAUUCAGCGUUGCAAAUCCAUCAGAGUUCUCUAGGUGAGUCUCGAAGCUGGUUUGGCCCAGUAGUGCUGCAAGUGAAGCCUGACUUGAGCCCCAUACUUCGCAGAUUGAUACUCCCGAAUUGGUUCAAGCACUCUAAUUGGCAAUCAUUCGUUCGGCAACUCAAUAUGUAGUGAGUGCAUUAUGCUGCGAGCCCACGCAUCUCAAACGACUUUUUUCGACCCUGAAUGCGCUUCUCUUUGCCCCAGCGGGUUUCACAAAGUCAAUCACACUUUCCAGGGCAAUCCCAAUGAUGAGGUGCAGGUCUGGGAGUUCAAACACAGCCUGUUUCGACGUGGCGAUGUGCAAGCUCUAGCCGACAUCAAACGUAAAGCCGCUCGACACCGAAAUUCUGACUCUCAGUCACGGGGCCUUGCAGCAGCUGCUUUAGCGUCUGGCAUACCCAUUGGAGACUACGACGGCUCGAAUGUGUAUCGCGCAGACGAAGGUGUGCAGCAAGAUAUGGAUAGUCCCACCUCGUCACCUGAGAUGCCGAUGUCGAAUUCCUUGCCGGAGACGUUGAGUCUAGGACUACGCUUUUACGAUAGGCAAGGAGAGGCAGCUCGCGUCACAGCACAUAGCCGAGAGCAAAUGCCGCAGCGCGCGGUACGGCACCGCUCAGACUCCCAGACGUAUGGUCAAGCGCAGCAAGGCGCGCAAGAAUCUGCUGGCCCUGCGUACCGCUCCUCAGGCAUUGAAGGCCAAGUGCCGCGCGCAGGACCCGCAGAGGACUCAAUGUCAAGCAUAGAUCUCAAUCUAGUCGCAAGUCGCAUAGGUGAUGUCUCGGAGCGCGUAGACGCCAUCAUCCGACACUCGAGCUUCGUGGAGAAGGAGCUUCUCCAUCUCACUGCGGAGCUAGCGAUGUCGCGCCAGACCGAAGAGGAUCAAAAUCGUCACAUCAUGUUGCUAGAUUCUCAGGUCCGCUUCCUUACCGAAAGACUGGAGCGCUUUGAAGAUGCUGCUGGAAGGUCGAGGGAUCUCUCCGCACAGCCAGCAACUCUGCGAGAUCAGCCUCUGCUCCUUUCGAGCGGAGCGGGCCAAUCAGCUCGCUCCCAACAGCCUCGGCCCCCGUGA
Molecule: messenger RNA, 1596 nt
Organism: Ceraceosorus bombacis
Lineage: Eukaryota; Fungi; Basidiomycota; Exobasidiomycetes; Ceraceosorales; Ceraceosoraceae
Source: the annotation of a GenBank genome assembly